This is a messenger RNA of Pocillopora damicornis (cauliflower coral), 649 nucleotides long. RefSeq lists its product as uncharacterized. Gene Ontology annotation, molecular function: RNA binding. The record is from RefSeq and is a predicted model, not a curated record. NCBI's taxonomy places the organism in Eukaryota, Metazoa, Cnidaria, Anthozoa, Scleractinia, Pocilloporidae.
GAAAGAAUGUAACAUGGCGGUCGCUAUGUCGAUUUUUCAUCGUAGAAGUUCUGACUUGUUUAAAGCUCUUGUAAUUCGCUUCCCAAAACAGUACUUUUGUUCCAUAGCUGGUGGUAACGUGGAUGAAGGGAAAGAAAGAAGUUCUGAUCGUUUAGGAUCUGAUUCACACGGAAAAGAACUUGAUUUGGUUCUUGCAUGUUUACGAGUGGAUCGUGUUGCAGCUAGUGGCUUUGGUAUUGGAAGAAACAAAAUAAAAAACCUCAUUGCUUCCAAAGACGUUUUUGUCAAUAAACUCAACACAAGCCAGUCUGACUUAGUUAAUGAGGGAGAUGAAAUUGAUCUCACAAGAUCAAAAGAAAAGGACAAAGUGGUUAUGUCACGAUUCAAGGUGUUGACAAUCUAUAAAGAUCUUACCAAGAAAGCAAAACGACGCCUUGUUGGAGUGCGGUAUGGCAGUAUGAUCAUAUCAAGAGAGGAGUUUGAUAAAGAUUAUGCUCACCCUUCAAAGUGAGAAGCUUUGUGAUGCAAAUAUACAUUUAGAUGCCAUCAAAAUGGAUACAAGUGAACUUGGAAGCAAAUGACUUUGUGGUCUUGUGUCCUUUUUACUCUGGCUUGCAGCUCUUGGCACAAAUUGUUGGCAGAGGAAUGU